AUGGAGGAUGAGGGUGAAGGGGAAGAUCAAACAUAUUAUUUAGAGGUGUUUCCCUGGAGUGUUGCCUGUGAAUUUAAAUGUGAAGAUGAAAUGAAUGGAGAGGGCUCACCUAGUUUAACUGUCUAUGGUUAUUAUUGGCAUCGGGAGGGACGAGGGUCUGUGGAUGGGUCGGGGCCCUGGCGGUUGCGACGAACUUUUUUGUGGCGAUCAGAUUUUGGGACUUUGCCUCUACAACUCGGAAUCUUUGACGGGGAUCACCUCCGGUUUCUUGGGUCGCCCUUGAGUUACUCGACGGCCAAAUCUCUCCACCCUCAUCACAACCGCCUCAAGCGCCGCCGCCGCCGCCACGAGGCUUCUCAAUCAAUUCGUGAGGCAACUUUGAUGAUAUCUGUAAUCUGUUCCAUCUUGAAGAUUUAG
This is a messenger RNA of Striga asiatica, 417 nucleotides long. NCBI's taxonomy places the organism in Eukaryota, Viridiplantae, Streptophyta, Magnoliopsida, Lamiales, Orobanchaceae. The record is from the annotation of a GenBank genome assembly.